Metarhizium robertsii ARSEF 23 is the source of this 1029-nucleotide messenger RNA. RefSeq names its product alcohol dehydrogenase. Bases 1 to 1029 code for a protein of 342 amino acids. NCBI's taxonomy places the organism in Eukaryota, Fungi, Ascomycota, Sordariomycetes, Hypocreales, Clavicipitaceae. Gene Ontology annotation, molecular function: oxidoreductase activity. The transcript has a single exon. The record is from RefSeq and is a predicted model, not a curated record.
AUGUCCAUGAAAGCCAUCGUCAUCUCAGCAUUCGGCCCUCCCGAAACUCUCGUCGUCAAAGAGGUCCCCAAACCAGCGCCUCCUCCAAAAACCGCCCUCAUCCGCAUCCAGGCCUUCGGCAUCAACCACGCCGAGAUGCACAUGCGCCGCGGCGAAUGGGCCGAAUCCGUCCCUAUUAGCGGCAUAGAAUGUGUCGGCACCAUCGAGGCCUGCCCCGGCGGCGAGUUCUCACCAGGAACACCCGUCGCCGCGCUAAUGGGCGGCCUGGGUCGCACAAUCCCAGGCAGCUACGCAGAGUACACCGUCGCGAGCGUGAACAACAUUGUUGCGCUUGGCACGCCCGGUGACGAGCUGCCCAUGCCUUGGGCCGACGUUGCGGCGCUACCAGAGAGCUACGCAACAGCCUGGACGUGUCUUUUUCGUAACUUGGACCUGAAGGCCGGCCAAAGGCUGUUGAUCCGGGGUGCUACGUCGUCAUUUGGCCGCGCGGCAGUCAACCUGGCAGUUGACGCGGGAGCAGUGGUUACAGGGACCACUCGCUCGGAAUCCAAGUUUGGCGAGUUGAAGAGGCUCGGCGUGACGAAUGUCGUUCUUGAAGGCGCAAAUCUUGGAGAUAGACUUCAAGAGCAAGGUGCUUCCGGCAAGUUUGACGCUGUAUUGGAGUUGGUUGGGAAUUCUACUGUGGUAGAGUCCCUGAAACUGGUCAGGAGGGACGGCCGUUUGUGCCUCGCGGGCUGGUUAGGCGGACUUGAUCCCAUUCAGGGACCUGGACCGAAGCCCGGGUUCAAUCCGUUGUUGCAAAUGGCUAGCGGUGUUCAUUUCAGCUUUUUUGGAAGCUUUGUGUUCGGGUCCGACGAGUUUCCCGUGUCGGAUGUUCCGCUGAGGGACAUUAUCGACAAGGCGGCUGAAGGCAGGUUUGAUGCCCGGCCGUGGAAGGUGUUUGGCUUUGGGGAGAGUGAAAUUCGAGAUGUGCAUCGGGUCAUGGAGGCGGGUGAGGCUGGAGGGAAGAUGGUUGUGGCUUUGAAGUAG